Molecule: messenger RNA, 2045 nt
Organism: Vigna radiata var. radiata (mung bean)
Lineage: Eukaryota; Viridiplantae; Streptophyta; Magnoliopsida; Fabales; Fabaceae
Exons: 16
Coding region: 160-1602 (480 amino acids)
Biological process (GO): calcium-mediated signaling
Molecular function (GO): calcium ion binding; kinase binding
Source: RefSeq, a predicted model, not a curated record
UGCAAUGAAAAGGAAGAAGAAGGACAUGAUCGUGCGAAUGAAGCUGUCCUGGGUAUACCUGUGAAUAUUUCUGUACCUUUGAAGGGUAUUAUAACCAUCUUCUUCUGGUUUCUUGCUGUCUCUGACAGAAUCAUGUCCUAUAAUCCUUAAACUGAAAUUAUGUCAAUGUCUAUGAGCUGCUUUUGCUUGAAGAAAGCUACACCAAAGACUAAGCUAGAACUAUCCACCGUUCUUGCUUCGGAAACAUCCUUUACUGUGAAUGAGAUUGAGGCUUUGCUUUGCUCGUUUAAGAAACUAAGUAGUGCAAUCGUUGAUGAUGACUUCCUUCACAAGGAGGAGUUCCAUCUUGCACUUUUUAAUGAUGAUAGCAAGCAGAAUCUAUUUGCAGAUAGGAUAUUUGAUAUGUUUGACAUCAAGCGUGAUGGAGUAAUUAGCUUUGGGGAGUUUGUUCGCUCACUGAGUAUCUUUCAUCCAAAUGCCGCUGAAGAGACGAAAAUUGAAUUUGCAUUUAGAUUGUUUGACCUUACACAGAAUGGAUACAUUGAGCAUCACGAGUUGAAGGAAAUGGUGUUGGCUGCUCUCACUGAAUCAGAUGUUACAGUUCCCGAUGAUGUUGUUGAAGCAAUUGUGCACAGGACAAUGCUGGAGGUUGAUUCAAAAGGAGAUGGUAAGAUAGAUAACGAAGAGUGGAGAGAUUAUGUGACACAAAAUCCUUCUCUUCUGAAGAUCAUGACUCUACCCUUUCUAAAGUUAGUCACUUUUCGGCUUUUUUUUUUCAUCGCCCGACAAUUUACCACUCAAAUUACAAAUUUGAUGCAAUCCUUGUCAAAUUCUCGUCCCCUACCAGAGUAUAGAACACAGAAAAAAGUGCAAUUGAUGGGGUGUUGUUGCUCUAAAGAGCGACUUCAUCUUCAAGAUCCAGCACUUCUUGCUUCCCAAACCUAUUUUAAAAUUUCUGAAAUCGAAGCAUUGCAUGUUCUGUUCAAGAAAUUAAGCAGCUCCGUGGUGGACGACGGGGUUAUCAGUAAAGAAGAGUUUCAGCUUGGCUUACUUGGAAGCAGCAAGAAACGAAGCUUAUUUACUGACAGGUUAUUUCAAUUAUUUGACUCCAAAAGAGAUGGGGUGAUAGAAUUUGGAGAGUUCAUUCGAGGUCUAAGUGUCUUCCACCCAGCAGCACCACAAGCACAAAAGGCAGAUUUUGCAUUUCGACUCUAUGAUAUAUGUCAAAGAGGCUUUAUUGAACGCGAGGAGGUAAAAGAGAUGAUAUGUGCACUACUGAGUGAGUCAGAUCUGGUUCUGUCUAAUGACAUAAUUGAAGUCGUACUUGAUAAGACCUUCGAAGAAGCAGACUCAAAAGGAGAUGGAAAGAUUGAUCCAGAGGAGUGGCAAGAAUUUGUUGGUCGAAAGCCAUCCUUAUUGAGGAAUAUGACUAUUCCUUACCUGAAGGAUCUUAAUACACAGUUUCCUAGCUUUAAACAAACAUCAGGCAUUGAAGACUAUACAAGCAGCUCCUCCCCUGAGAAAAACAGCAGUAGCUCCUUAGAAGGAGAAUCUCCACAGUGUGAACAUCAAUAUUACGCAACUAAAAGAGAUAACCUUUGAACAAUACAUAUACUAUUCCUCUCAUUUGCAAUUUAAGCCUCAAUUUCUUUCAAAUGUUGCCCUAAGCAGAUACAUAUAUAACACGCUGUCUUCUACUGUGGGUUUAAAAAUUGUUCUUUACUUGCAGCCUGGGCUACAAGCUACAUGGGUUCCCCGAUCAACCAACCGAAAGCAAUGACACUUUUGUUGAUUUUUGGUAAACAAAAAAACCUAGUCAUGCAAUGUUGGCUGUUGCUUUUUGCACCCUGUCAUAUUUCUUCCAACACCAUAUCACUCAGGAAUCCAGAUUUUUUUUUUUUUCUGAAAACAAUCACCCCUUUUAUUAGGGAAAAAAAAGUCUUCCUGAAGCUUUUUAGUGAGGUGGAGGAAGAAAUUUGAUGCAUGUAAGAAGAUUCUUGCUUUUAGGAAAGUCCAAAUUAAAUCUGCUCAAAGUAUUAUUCAUU